UCAGUGAUAAUCUAGUACAAAGUACAACCCAUAUCUGAAAAAGAAUUCCCUCUAUAAAAUAUCCAAUAAGCAGUCAUGCAGCCUUUGCCUGUAAGUCACCAAUAAAGGAGAACCUGCUACCUUUUGAGGGGCCCGAUUCAAGCUGUCUUCUAUGAUGACUGCAGAACCACCCAGUGAGCCUGUAUCUUUAGACCACCCUGGUCCAACCCAAGGGCCUUCCGCCUCUCUUUCUGGAGUCCCUUAAAUGUGCAAAAGAAGUAUUCUCCGUGACAAAUUCAAGGAAAUCCCCAAAAUCAAAUUUCUCUGGAUCCACUUGGGAGGCUGAAGAACCAAUGUUCUUAUGAUGUUCAUUGUCACUGCUUGAUCCUGUGGUCCUGUAGGAUUCUAUAUAAGCUGCAUGAAUGGAUUGACGUUUGUGGAGCUCAGUUCCUGCAUCAAAGACUUAUUAACAAACACAGAUUUGGAUGGAAUAUUAAAAGAGUGUGAAUGGUGGAAUCAUCAGAGCUGCUGCCCAACAAACAACACAAUGGAGACGGUGUUAGACCCUUCCAGAGAUGACCUGCCUCUCAUGGCCAACACUAACCACAUACUGGUAAAGCAUUAUGAAUUGGAUUUGGAUGUGGAUUUUGAAAGCCAUAUCAUUGAAGGUGCCAUCAUCAUCUUCCUUGAGCCUGGAAGUGGAUGCAAGAAACUGAGUGGUGUUGAUGGGGAAUCUGGCCAGUCAGAGUCAAGUGAAUCUGGCAAAGUUGAGACAUCUGAACCUUGCCACAUUCCUGUGACAAAUCUAGGUGCUUUCUCAUGCAAAAUGAGAUCUAAAGAUUUUGCUGACUGUGGUAAAAAUGAAAAAGAUACUUCUGAUAGAAGCGGUAACCAUAGCAGCAGAGAACAAACUUAUGGGAUUUCUAGUUCAAAGAACUGUUGUGACCCAGGGAAUCAUGGAAGUGAGGAUUUUUUACUUAUACUGGACUGCUGUGAUUUAUCUGUGUUAAAGGUCGAGGAGGUAGAUGCCGCUGCGGUGCCAGGUAUUGAAAGAUUUACACGGUCUGCCAAGCUCAGUAAUGAUUGUAAGAAGAUCAGAAAUCAAAUUGUGCGUGAACUUGUGACUCUACCUGCAGAUCAUUGGAGGGAACAGUUAUAUUAUUAUGCUUGCUGCAGCCAAGCUCCUGGCUGUGGAGAACUCCUGUUCACCUCUAGCCCCUGGAGCUUACAAAUCAGGAAAAUGGGGGUUAAGACAGCCACUGACUUUCCUCACAUCAUAAGAAUAUGGUACAAAACAAAGCCAGAAGGGAGAUCAGUUACAUGGACUGCAGACCAGAAUGGCAGGCCAUGUGUUUAUACUAUGGGAUCCCCAAUAAACAACAGGGCCCUUUUUCCAUGCCAGGAGCCACCAGUUGCCAUGUCAACAUGGCAGGCUACAGUCCGAGCAGCUGCGUCUUUUGUUGUUUUAAUGAGUGGGGAAAAUUCUGCCAAACCAACACAGCUUCAGGAAGGGCGCUUGAGCUGGAAUUACUAUGUAACCAUGCCAAUGCCAGCAUCUACCUUCGCAAUUGCAGUUGGGUCCUGGAGAGAGGUGAAGCUGGAACCCUGUUCAUCAAAUGAACUGUCAACUGUGACAUCUUUUCCAUCUUCCAGGGCAGACUCUAGGUAUGCCAGUUGGGUGUGUGGUCAUAUGGAGUACCCCUGCCAUUUCCAGAAUCCUGAUGCUGCUUCUCAAGCAAUUAUUCCUUAUCGGGUGUUUGCGCCAGAGUGUCUCCAACAUUGCUGUGAAGAGAACCUGCUUCAGCUGAUUCCUCAGUGCCUCUCAGCAGCACAUUCAACCCUGGGAACUCAUCCUUUCUCCAGGCUUGAUGUGCUAAUUGUCCCUGCCAAUUUUGCAAGUCUGGGGAUGGCCAGCCCACACAUCAUCUUCCUGUCGCAGAGUGUCUUACCUGGAGGGAGCCAUCUCUGUGGAACACGCCUUUGCCACGAAAUUGCUCAUGCCUGGUUUGGUUUAGCCAUCGGAGCUCAAGAUUGGACUGAAGAAUGGUUAAGUGAAGGGUUUGCCACUCAUCUAGAAGAUGUAUUUUGGACCGAAGCCCAAAAGCUAUCACGUGAUGAAGCUAAGGAGCAACAAGAGUUGAAGGCUUUGCUCCGCUGGCGCAGACUUCGAGAUGAGGUGCAGAACUCCACAGAAGAGAUGCAGGUGUUAAGACCCAAUAGAGAAGAAACAGGACAAGUGAGUGAGUCUGGAGCUUCAGUUGUCAAAUACGGUCUUAAUCCAGAAAAGAUCUUCAUGCAAGUCCAUUAUUUGAAGGGCUAUUUUCUUCUGCGGUUUCUAGCCAGUAGGCUUGGAGAAGAAACGUAUUUCUCAUUUUUAAGAAAAUUUGUACGCAAAUUCCAUGGACAAUUGAUUCUUUCUCAGGAUUUUCUUCAUAUGCUGCUGGAAGAUAUUUCAGAAGAAAAACGGCUUGGCCUGUCUGUAGAAGAUAUCUUUCAGAACUGGCUUGAUACUUCUGGAAUACCAAAGCCAUUGCAAGGAGAAACUCAGACUUGGGCGGAGAGUCGGCUUGUUCAGCAAGUAAAUGAUGAGGUCACAAAAUGGAUCCGGGUAAAUCUGAGAGCCAGGAAAAGAAGAAGGAGGGAGACUGAAGAAGUUUUUGAAAAGCUUCUUCCAGACCAGCUGGUCUUACUUCUGGAGUCUCUACUAGAGGAGAAGACAUUAUGUCCCAGAAUUCUUCGGAGCCUAGAGAAAACGUACCACCUCCGGGAGCAGGAUGCAGAGGUUCGACAUCGUUGGUGUGAACUUGUCAUUAAACACAAAUACACUAAAGCGUAUGAAGAUGUUGAAAGAUUUCUUCUGGAGGAUCAGGCUAUGGGUGUGUAUCUCUAUGGAGAAUUAAUGGUGAGCGAGAAUGCAAAGCAGCAACAGCUCGCUCACAAGUGUUUUGAGAUGACCAAGGAACACAUGGACAGAUCAUCAGCCAAGGUGGUGGCAGAGAUGUUAUUUUAAAGAGGCUUCUUUCAAGUGAACAUAUAGGAAAAGAAACUCCACACACAAGCUUACAUGUAUGUGCACACACAGGACCUCAAUGUGAGAGCUCCAGCUUAUUCCAUACAACAUGCCCACUCCAGAGUUUUGCGUGUGAUUCUGAUCUGCCAUGACAAUCUCUAUGCAGAUAUUCAAGCAUCUGGUAAAACCUGCUGAAAAGUACUGGUUCCUUCAGCAUAUGGGACUGAAUAGAUAGAGUUCAAAACUUCCAGAAACCACAUGGUUUCUAUCUAGUGCGGUAAGCCAGUGGCCAGAUGUAUUUGGUAUUCUUCCUCCAUGCCAUUUCAGCCACUUGUUCCCGAAUUUUUUUUUGUAGAUAUCCACAUUUGGAAUUUUGUUCUGAAUUUUUCCAGGUAUUUUUCAAAAGGGUUAUGCAGAUACACUGAACAAGUUUAAAGUAUUCUCCAGGUAAAAUAUAAUUUACGAAACACUAAAACAUCUCAUUCUAAGAUGUUUAAUUACAAACAUUACUGCCUGAGUUUUAGUAGAUUAUUGAUGUUCUUAGAGACCUUUCAAAUGAAAACAAAAACAAAAACAAAAACAUAAUGGAUUAUUUAAGAUAACUUGUAUUGAAACGGAAACAGUUUCUUCUCAUCUGAAAAGGAUCCCUAUCGGGUAACAGCACAUGUGAAUUUACUUCUCUGUUUUUGUGGGAAGAGAUAAAGACAUGAUUUUAAACCUUAAUACAAAAAAAAAAGCACUUUUCCUCUCUUAC
Molecule: messenger RNA, 3743 nt
Organism: Vombatus ursinus (common wombat)
Lineage: Eukaryota; Metazoa; Chordata; Mammalia; Diprotodontia; Vombatidae
Gene: AOPEP
Product: aminopeptidase O (putative)
Exons: 19
Coding region: 398-2989 (863 amino acids)
Cellular component (GO): nucleolus
Molecular function (GO): metalloaminopeptidase activity; zinc ion binding
Source: RefSeq, a predicted model, not a curated record